AUGGCUCGGGCCUGCACAGCGUGCAUGGAAUUCAAUACCACAGAGGGGAGCUUGCACGCAAGCAAGGAACUCAACAGGGAGUUCGAUGCUUGGGACUUGGCUCUGGUAGGAGCCAUGGGGACGCAUCAGAAGCACGUGUCUUUUCAGGAGGAUGUGAUCGAGGAGAGUGGUUUCCUCACUUCUUCCACGCGCAAUGAUGCACCGUCCCGGGAAGCUUCCUUCGCAGAGAAGCAGGGGAUGUUCAAGGAGUCGAAGCAGGAUGCCAGGAUCCAAGAGCAGCACAAGAGGAGACAAAGGGCGAGCGUGAUGCUCUUGAAGUUCCUGGAGUCAAAUGGUUUCAAGGACCACGUGAAUUGCAAGAAGUCCUGGUGCUUAGGUUUCAAGUACACCUAUCCCCUGCAUGAGGCCGCAAAGCAGAAUGACAAGGCGGUGGUUGCUUGGCUGCUACGCUUCGGAGCUGACUCAGGGAAAAGGAAUGCUAAGGGCCGAACAGCUUUGGACUUGAUCAAGGACUUGGAGUCUCAUUGCGCGGUACGCCACAUCUUGGAGCGCCCCCAAAUUUCGUGGCAGCUGCGUGGCUUUGGGCAUUUCUUUUCGGAGGUCCAGCGGGUUGACCCACUGGCACAUGGUUGA
This is a messenger RNA of Effrenium voratum, 633 nucleotides long. The record is from the annotation of a GenBank genome assembly. Lineage: Eukaryota; Dinophyceae; Suessiales; Symbiodiniaceae.